AUGCAGUCCUUCAUGGAGAAGCACCACACUUCCAAAGAAACGUCCGAGGGUGCAUCCACUACCGCUAGCCGUAUUGCUGGUAAUGUGCAAACCUGCUCGAUCCGAGACUUCCAAGUCGACUACCUCACCAUCGUCCGCGAUUCCGCGACAAGCUAUCACCUCGCUCUGACAGUGGAUCCUGCCCCUCUGUAUCGCAUUGAACUCGUCCCCGCAUCUACCAAAAUCGGCGACAUUCAGAUCUAUUCGGCAUCGGAUAGCACACUCCCUGCCCUUGCUGCAGCACGCAUUUCGGCCAAUCCCAAAAACAAAAGCGAGCCUCUAGCCACUAUAUGCACUUCCUCUCCCACUCAGCCCGACGCGGUUUGGCGUCCCCUGACGCGAGCAGGCACGUUCUCCGCCGUGGAUUAUCGGAGCGAGAUGCCGAUUGUCACGGUGCCUGGCAGGCCAGCAACGCUUCACCAGUUCUCAUGGAGAACAGGUGGCCUUUCAGACCCGUUCUGUCAAGUGUGGUGGGAUGGCCCGCUUCCGCUCGUGCCGGUAUCGAUGUUUACACAGGAUCAGAGAGGCUCAGAGUACGUGUUUGCGACAAUCGCGAGGAAGACUGCCACUGCAGGGGACAAUUUGGUGGAGAUCAGAAGAGGAGGCGGCUUGGAGUUUGAACUGAGCGUGAUUCUGGGCCUGUUUGCAAUCCUACACUUCAAGAAGGAGCGGCUGUUGUGA
Messenger RNA from Thyridium curvatum, 720 nucleotides. RefSeq lists its product as uncharacterized. The record is from RefSeq and is a predicted model, not a curated record. The transcript has a single exon. NCBI's taxonomy places the organism in Eukaryota, Fungi, Ascomycota, Sordariomycetes, Thyridiales, Thyridiaceae. Bases 1 to 720 code for a protein of 239 amino acids.